UGCUAAAAGGGAUCAGAAUUAUGGUACAUUUUUCUACAAAAAUACAAACUUUUACUCAAUUUCUCCAAAACAGUUUGGAGAAGUUGAGUGAUCUAUUAUUGCGGUUGGACGUGGCUUAUCGUUUAUUUGACUGUGUUAUAAUUUACUGUUGCUAUAUUAUCCGGGUAGUUUUAUGACUUAUUUAAACAGCGUUAACUUGAUAGUAGGGUUUUAGUGCAUUGAGGAAGAUCAACAAUGAGGAACUACAGAUGGUAUUUUCUAGGGAUUUGUUAUUUAAUUCAUUUCUCAAAUGCUCUUUAUUGCCACCAAUGCGGCGACGGUAAAAGUAAUGGAAGUUGUCAGGAAGAUUUAGAAGGGAUGAUGCAGGACCAUGUUAAACACAAAAAAACCCGCAAUAGCACAGAUUUUAAAUAUCGGAAAUCUUGUAAAACUACUGAACAAUUCUGCAUGAUUGAAAGGAUUGAAAUCAACGGAGUGGUAGUGGCUUAUAUUCGGGAUUGUUCUGAUGGUGUGAAUUUUUCGAUCAAUGCAAGCCGAUUUCUGAACCUCGAAGCGGAGAAAAAUUCGACCACGUGCUCCUACGUGGAAGGGAAAUUUUUCGCGUGUCUGUCACUGUGUAAGACAGAUCUAUGUAACGGACCACAAGGCACGUCCUCCAGUCUGAGGGUUAUGACGAUGUGGUGGUCGAUUAUCAUAGCAUCUAUAGUACUAAACCUCCAAACCGUCCUUUAAAUACUGUAUUUUCACAUAUUUUCAUGGGUGCAAAUUUUCGGGGUUUGAGAGAGAAUUAUUGAUAAUUGGGUAUUUGAUUUCUUGGCUGGAGAAGUGUUG
Messenger RNA from Saccostrea cuccullata (small rock oyster), 831 nucleotides. RefSeq lists its product as uncharacterized. The transcript is spliced from 3 exons. Lineage: Eukaryota; Metazoa; Mollusca; Bivalvia; Ostreida; Ostreidae. The record is from RefSeq and is a predicted model, not a curated record. The coding region runs from base 235 to 732 and encodes 165 amino acids.